AAUACAUUGUCAAUGUCGAUUGCGGUUUACAUUUUAAUAUAUAAUAAUAAAUAUUGUAUACGUUUAUAGAGAUAUUGUUAUGAAUUAAUUUGUUGAAGCUUUAAUAUUAUUAAUUAAAUAAGAAUGGGGCUCUGCAAAUGUCCUAAAAGAAGAGUAACUAAUCAGUUUUGUUUCGAACACAGAGUUAAUGUUUGUGAAUAUUGUAUGGUGACAAAUCAUCCAAAGUGCAUAAUUCAAUCGUAUUUACAAUGGUUACAAGACAGCGACUACAAUCCAAUUUGUGAAAUCUGUACAAGAAAUUUAGGCGAAGCAGAAUGUAUUCGUCUUACGUGUUAUCAUGUAUUCCAUUGGGAGUGUGCAGAAUCCCUGUAUCGCGGGCUUCCAAGAACAACUGCACCAGCUGGGUAUCAGUGCCCUUCUUGUGCUUCACCAGUUUUUCCACCAUCCAACUUAGUAUCACCUGUUGCUGAUGUUCUUAAGGAGAAAUUAGCUGGAGUUAAUUGGGCUAGAGCUGGUCUUGGACUACCCUUACUUUCUGAUGAACAAGACUUAAAGGGUGCAACUGCCACAACCAGGCGAAGUCAUUCACCAUUAGAACAGAGCCAGUAUUUUACAAGCACAGUGGAGUCGCAGAGAGGAACACCUGUUGGAGCCAGUGAUGAUGAGAUCCCUAACCGUUCUGCAACCAGCACACCACAUUCCAUUGUUCAAAUACCAGAUGAUCCUGUUAACAUGUAUGAUGGUACCUCUAUGAAAAGAAGUGAUAAUUUACAAGCUGCCCAUAUACCGAGAAAAGCAUUAAGAUCUAAUGAAGAAUCAAGACCAUUAAUGAAUUUUGAUCAUGAUGAAAAUAAAUAUAAACAGAAGUCUACAUUUGCUUGGAUAAGCAGAUGGUGGAAAAAUACAUUACCCUCUUCUCGCAUUAGAAGAACUGGUGGUCUUUGCAGGCGUUACUGGAUAGCUGUGUUUCUAAUAAUAGCUGUCAUUCUAGUAUUAUUUGUACUCAGUGAUAGAGGAGUUGAUGAAGAAAGCCCAUUCAGUAACAUACAAGAUCAAGACAGUAUAAUAUUGCAAAAGAAUUAAAUAUUAUUUAUUUGUAAAACUAUUUAUAUAUAUAUUUAUUAUAAAUCAAGCAAAUAUUAAUUGUGUAUAAAUUCUAGGCAUAUUAUGAUUAACAAUAUUGAAAGCUGUACAAUUCCAAUAAAUACUGAAGAAUA
This is a messenger RNA of Leptidea sinapis, 1217 nucleotides long. Its product is annotated as zinc finger protein-like 1 homolog. Bases 124 to 1083 code for a protein of 319 amino acids. Gene Ontology annotation, cellular component: Golgi apparatus. The transcript is spliced from 6 exons. The record is from RefSeq and is a predicted model, not a curated record. NCBI's taxonomy places the organism in Eukaryota, Metazoa, Arthropoda, Insecta, Lepidoptera, Pieridae.